This is a messenger RNA of Anopheles marshallii, 612 nucleotides long. Its product is annotated as dnaJ-like protein 60. Lineage: Eukaryota; Metazoa; Arthropoda; Insecta; Diptera; Culicidae. The record is from RefSeq and is a predicted model, not a curated record. The transcript is spliced from 5 exons. Bases 1 to 612 code for a protein of 203 amino acids.
AUGUUAAAAGUUGCUCACAGCAAUGCCGUUUAUAAAGCGUUGCAGGCACAAGUUAGAUACACCCAUCGUACGCAUUACAAUGUGUUAAAAAUACAACCUAACUGCACGACGAGGGAUGUUCGAACUGCUUUCAUUCAACUUUCUAAAGAACUACAUCCUGAUGCGAACGUUGGCAACAGCGAGAAUUAUGACAAAAAGUCCUUUGUUGAGCUACUGGAAGCUUACAAAGUGCUCAGCAAACCGGAAGCACGUGCUGCUUAUGAUUAUGAGUUAUCAUUGAGCAAGAAUCCAGGGAAUGAGGUAUUUCACAGACCGUGGGCUGCGAAUACAAUGCAUUAUAACAACGAAGAACAACCGUACUACGGAAUUAAGGGGGUCAAAAAGGUUAACAAUUGGACGAUAGUACUGUUUUGCGGUAUUUUCAUGCUAAUCGGCAUCGUUCUUCAGGUUGCUGCAAUCAGUAAAUCUUUCACCUUUAAACGAGAUCAACUGGACGAAUUCUCGAGGCAGAAUGCAAUCACCCAUGCUGAGGUACGCGAAGAAGCGGAGAAGUAUGGGAACGAAGCGCAAAUUGAGCGAAUGAAAGCAAAACUUAACAAGGAAGGAAUAUAG